Messenger RNA from Drosophila obscura, 703 nucleotides. RefSeq names its product 39S ribosomal protein L48, mitochondrial (gene mRpL48). NCBI's taxonomy places the organism in Eukaryota, Metazoa, Arthropoda, Insecta, Diptera, Drosophilidae. Gene Ontology annotation, cellular component: mitochondrial ribosome. The record is from RefSeq and is a predicted model, not a curated record. Bases 69 to 614 code for a protein of 181 amino acids. The transcript has 3 exons.
CGUACGUUAAGUGACAACCCUGCAAACAGCUGUUGUGACAUAACCUCGACUUCAAAAAUUGCCAGAAAAUGCUACGAAGAGUACUGCCAAGUGUGCGGGUGGGUCUGCAAUUCGUCAAGCCAACGACGACAGCUGUUAGAUGCACCAGCGGCAGCAGCGUUUAUGAGCCGGAUUACCUGGAGUCACUUAAGCCGAAAUUCCCGCAGUACGAAAGCCUUAACGUUCAAAUCAAAGGCUAUGAUUAUCCGCAGCUGGAGAGCUACCAACGCUUCCUACAUGGCGUGGCUGAAUAUCUGGAGCUCGAUGUCUCCGACUGCUAUGCCCUGCCGCCACAGCAAACCCAAGUCCAGCGCCUGCGUCCCAACUCCACAGUCGUUGAGUCCGAUUACAAGUUGACCACGUACGAGCGCAGCCUGCAGCUGUGCAAUGUCGAUGCCCCCGUCUAUCCGCAGUUUCUGCGCCUCGCGCAAGCAGCCCUUCCCGAAGGCGUAAGCCUGACAGUGCAGGAGCACACAGAUGAUUGCGAGGAGCGUCGCUAUGUGCCCGACAAGGAUCUGCUCGACCUCAAGGCAGAGCUGGAGCGCAUGGGUGGGGCCAGCACCAAGAAAAAAUAACUUUGGCAAUUUGGCAAACAUUUAAUGCUAAGAUUUAAUGAAUAACCUGUGUGUGUGUGUGGAGUAUAGAGAGUACCUAUGCAUAAAAA